Closterium sp. Naga37s-1 is the source of this 1017-nucleotide messenger RNA. The record is from the annotation of a GenBank genome assembly. NCBI's taxonomy places the organism in Eukaryota, Viridiplantae, Streptophyta, Zygnematophyceae, Desmidiales, Closteriaceae.
AUGAGCGCGGCUGGUCGAGGCGGCAGAGGGGACUUGGAAGCGGGGCCUGAACCAGCCACGGAUUCGGGUCUCGCUUCGGGAUUCUCGUCAACCGGAGGGUGGUCGGUGCCGUCCGCCGUCGAUAUGCGAUGGAGAGCACCAGGCGGCCAAUCGUCAGGUUCCAGUAACGGGGGCUUCACUGGAACGAGCGGGCUGUCGAUUCAGUCCGGUGGUGCACCACCAUCCACCCAAUCCGGCUUCCCGUUCUCACAGCCGCAGUCCGUCGGCCUCUCAGGAUCAGGAGGCCAGGCAUCCGUUGCAGCGCGGGAGCUGAUUGUCAAUGUCCAACCGCUCGUCUUCAUUCUCACCCUCAUGUUUCUCCUUAUGCUGCUCAGCUUCCCUCAGGCUUCAGAGUUUCUGCUGUGGGUGUUCAUCGGAGCGUUUGUAGCAGCCAUGCUGCGAGGCCUCUCCCUCUACCGCCAUCUAGCCGACCAAGCGAGAGCCCAGCGUGCCUUUGCCCGCCUCCUCGGCCUCCCCCCUUCCUCCACCUCCUUCCUCCUCUCCAAUCCAUCUGCGCUCGCCUCCCCUUUCCCCCCCUUUGGGCCGCCGUUCUCGAGUCUUCCCUUCCAGCCUGCAAGGGGUGCAGCAGUCCCACUCUCCGACCUCCCCUCCUUCCCCUCUCUCUCCCCUUUCCCCGCCUUUCCCUCGUCCCUCUCCCCUUCCAUCACCCCGUCCUCCUCGUCCGGAAAUCUUAGCCAAUCCACGUCAGCAGCGGCCAGAUCAGCAUCGGCUUUAGCUGGAGCUGAGUCAGCACGAGAUGGAGCAGCAGCAUCUGCUUCCGCUGCCCAACGUAUGCACGUGCAGCAGCCACAGGCACAGGCACUAUCAGAGCUCGGUGGGGAGUGGUUUGGAGUGGGGGAGAGGGGUGGAAGAAUGGAGGACGGGUCGUUGCUUGCUGCAAGAAUAGGCUCUUUGGUUCGAGCACAAUUUGGGCAGCAAGCUGGCGCUCAUGCACAGGGAGCUGCAGGCAUCAGGUAA